Pedinophyceae sp. YPF-701 is the source of this 726-nucleotide messenger RNA. Lineage: Eukaryota; Viridiplantae; Chlorophyta; Pedinophyceae. The record is from the annotation of a GenBank genome assembly.
AUGCCUCCAUCGCUGCAGCUCAGACACAUAUCGAGCCGUUUCUCGGUCGACUGGGAUUUCCCGGGCCUGACAACGAAAGACGCGGUGCACACGGCGAACCUGAACCGCGAUGCGCGGUGCUCGCUGUUCGUCCAGCCGCCCUCGCAGCCCGCGCGGUCGCUGGCGCGGGUCACCCUGGUGGGCUCCGUCGCCCCCGUCGAGCACGACCGCUACGAGGAGCUCGCGGAGAUGCACCUCGCCGUGCACGGGCCUGGAAUCGGGGUAGAUAUGAUGCAGCCAGAUGACUUGUUCUACCGCCUCGAGGUCGACGAGGUGUUCUACGUAGGGGGCAUGGGCUCGGACGGCUCCGCGCAGGUGCUGCCGGGGGCGGACUUUGCCGCAGCGGUGCCUGACGGGCUGUACUCGUCCGCGGAGGAGCUGGUCGCGACGUGGAACGAGCGCCGCGCCGACGAGGUGGCGCGCAUCGCCGCGGCCGCCGCCAAGGUGCCGCUGUCGAAGCUGGACUGGGCGGAGCUGAUGUGGGUGGACACGAACGGGAUCUUCCUGCACCUUUCGAAGGGCGACGGCGUGGAGACGGUCCGCGUCGAUUUUGACCGGCCCGCCAUCGACGACCGGGACGCGCGGUCGAAGCUGACGAUGCUCGCGCAGCUCGCGUGGGAGGCGGAGAACAUGGACUACCGCUCGAUGCUGCCCGAGCUCCUCGACAACUCCGCCAACACGAACUAA